Molecule: messenger RNA, 5586 nt
Organism: Morone saxatilis (striped sea-bass)
Lineage: Eukaryota; Metazoa; Chordata; Actinopteri; Moronidae
Gene: znf423
Product: zinc finger protein 423
Biological process (GO): regulation of transcription by RNA polymerase II
Cellular component (GO): nucleus
Molecular function (GO): RNA polymerase II transcription regulatory region sequence-specific DNA binding; DNA-binding transcription factor activity, RNA polymerase II-specific
Source: RefSeq, a predicted model, not a curated record
AGAAUGACGCCCCCCCCCCCACCAAAAAAAAGAAACCCAAAACAAAACAAAAAAAAGAAGAAACAAGAAAAGAGAGCGAGGCGUCGCGGCAACGGAGAGGAACGGAAUACCAACCGGGAAGUUGUUGCCGUUUUAUUCUACAGGUUGCGCGACCGUCGGAGAAGAAUAACGCACCGGAGGAGCCGAGCGUCGCCUCCGAGCCCGCUUCACUCCCGGUGUGUUUGGGUUUGCUGUCGCCGGACGAACGGCCGCUUUCCCCCCCCACUCAGAGACUGAAGCUGCCGCAUUGCAACAGGCGAAAGAAGCAGCAGCGAAGUGGUGGUGGAGGAGGAGGACAGAUAAACCCGACCGUGUCCGCCGCCUGUAUGGUUAGCUGAAAACACGGAACGGAACAAAAAAAAAACAAUUAGAGAAAUAAAGAUUAAAGAAAAAACUAACACACACAAACACACAAACAACAACAACUGUUCGACAACCAGAGAUGUCCAGACGAAAACAGGCCAAACCGCGCUCCGUUAAAGAAGUCCCGGCGUCUGACAGAGAGGUAGAGCCCAAAGACGGUCACGGGCCGGGUGCUGAGGAUGGAGAGCAUGAGGAGCACGAUGACCGCGAUGACAGAGAUCACGACGACGAUCUAGAUGACGAGUCCAUCUUCACCUGUGACAACUGUCAGCAGGACUUCGACUGUCUGGCUGAGCUCACUGAACACAGAACCAACCACUGCCCAGCAGAUGGCGACGAUGACCCAGCAGGGCUGUCCUGGGUGCCUUCCUCGCCCUCCAGUAAAGAUGUGGCAUCGCCCUCACAGAUGCCCGAUGGCUGCUGUGACCUCGGCAUGGCCACCGGCGGCGAGGAGGAAGGAGGCGCUGGUCUGCCGUACCCCUGCCAGUUCUGUGACAAGUCCUUCAGCCGUCUGAGCUACCUGAAGCGCCAUGAGCAGAUCCACAGCGACAAGCUGCCUUUCAAGUGUACCUUCUGCAGCCGCCUGUUUAAACACAAGAGGAGCAGAGACCGCCACGUCAAACUCCACACAGGAGAUAAGAAGUAUAGUUGUCAGGAGUGUGAAGCUGCAUUCUCCCGCUCUGAUCACCUGAAGAUCCAUCUGAAAACACACAGCUCCAGCAAACCGUUUAAGUGCAGUGUGUGUAAGCGUGGCUUCUCCUCCACCUCAUCACUGCAGAGCCACAUGCAGGCUCACCGCAAGAACCGAGAGCACCUUGCACUGAGGAGUGAGAGGGAUGGGGGAAAGAAGGGAGUUGGAGGAGACGGUGACCUGGAGCAGGACCUGUAUAUGUGUGAUUACUGCGAGGAGACGUUCAGCCACACGGACGAGCUAGAGAAACAUGUCCUGACCAGACACCCGCAGCUGUCUGACCGAGCCGACUUGCAAUGCAUCCACUGUCCUGAGAUCUUUCUAGACGAGGCCUCUCUCCUCACGCAUAUUGAAACUCAGCAUGCCAACCGCAAGCACAAAUGUCCUGUGUGCUCAGAACAGUUCCCAUCAGUGGAGGAUGUCUACUGCCACCUAGACAGCCAUCGCCAGCCUGACUCCUCCAAUCACAGCGCCGCCAGUCCUGACCCUGCGCUGGGCAGUGUGGCCUCAAUGAGCUCGGCUACUCCCGACUCUAGCGCCAGCCUGGAGAGAGGCUCCACGCCGGACUCUACUCUAAAGCCCAGCCAGGGCAUCGAACGAGGCCGCAGAAGGGGCACCGACACUGUGGAAGAGAUUGCGAUCAGCCUGGGUCAUCAAGGCGGAGGUGGUGGAGGGAACUGGGGCAAAGUGACAUACUCUUGCCCUUACUGCUCGAAGAGAGACUUCCACAGCCUGGCGGUGUUGGAGAUCCACUUAAAGACCAUCCAUGCGGAUAAGCCGCAGCAGAACCAUACAUGUCAUCUCUGCCUGGACACUCUGCCAACGCUCUACAACCUCAACGAACAUGUGCGCAAAGCUCACCGUGGCAGUGGAGGAACCAUAGGCGCAGCAGCAGCUUUCCCCCUGCUGCAGUUCACUAAUGUUACAGCAUUCCACUGUAACUACUGCCCAGACAUGUUUGGAGACAUCAACUCUCUGCAAGAACACAUCAGAGUGUCACACUGCCUUCCUGGCGGGAUUGUGGCGGGGUCCACCACAUUAGAAGGGAACCAUGCCUUCUUCUGCAACCAGUGCUCCAUGGGAUUCUUGACGGAGUCUUCGUUGACAGAACACAUUCAGCAGACGCACUGCACCUCCGCCGGAGGGGGCUCGGCUGCAUCUGGAGGAGGGGUGGCCAAACUGGAGUCUCCUGUACUACAGGCUGCAUCUCAGUCCUUCAUGGAGGUUUACUCCUGCCCUUACUGCACCAAUUCUCCUAUCUUCGGCUCACUCCUCAAGCUCACCAAGCACAUAAAGGAGAACCACAAGAACAUCCCGUUGGCCAACAACAAACGGCAGGCAAAGGUUGCCGACCUAAGCCCCGCCUCCUCUGAUGUAGAGAUCUCCUCCCCGAAACGCCACAGACUGGGAGGGGAAUCCACCCCUUCCAUGGGGAGCAAUGGGGACUACCCGUGCAACCAGUGUGACCUGCGAUUCGCCAGCUUUGAGGGUUUCCAGACCCACCUAAAGUCACAUCUGGAGAUGCUGCUGAGGCGCCAGUCCUGCCCCCAGUGCAACAAGGAGGACUUUGAAUCCCAGGAGGCAUUGCUUCAACACCUGACAGUGCACUACACCACCACGUCCACCCAGUAUGUGUGUGAGAGCUGCGAUAAGCAGUUCUCCUCGGUAGAUGAUCUGCAGAAACACCUGCUGGACAUGCACACAUUUGUCCUGUACCACUGCACUCUCUGCCAGGAGGUCUUUGACUCCAAGGUCUCCAUACAGGUGCAUUUGGCGGUGAAGCAUAGCAAUGAGAAGAAGCUGUUUCGCUGCACAGCCUGUGCCUGGGACUUCAGGAAGGAGACGGAUCUUCAGCUCCAUGUUAAGCAUAACCACCUGGGCCAGAGGUCAGGCCUCCCAGGAGGGCUCGGAGCAGGACUCAAGCCCCGGAAGUGCAUCUUCUGUGGAGAGACGUUUGGAACAGAGGUGGAGCUCCAGUGCCACAUCACCACGCACAGCAAGAAGUUCACAUGUCGCUUCUGCGGCAAAGCUUUCCACGCCAUCUCACUGCUGGAGAGACACCUGAGGGAGAAGCACUGCGUGUUCGAUGGCGGCAACAUCACUGGCAACGGAGGGGGUACAGGGAGCAGCGGGAGUCAGAACGGGACGCCCAAUGGGCUCGGGCAGUCCUCCAAGCGAGGAGGAGGAGGAAGUGGUGGCAACGGAGGUGCAGGAGUCGUCGAAAGAGCAACUGUGGCGGCUGCUGAACAGGCCGACCUGCAGAACAUGUUGUUGAAGAGCGGGGGAGGAGCCGGCCAGGGAGGAGACACUGCCAACAGCCAUGAGGCUAGUGGGGGUGAGGAGGAGCUGGACAACUCGGAGCCCAUGUAUGCCUGUGAUAUCUGCGGAGCGGCCUACACCAUGGAGUCGCUUCUGCAGAACCACCGGCUGCGUGACCACAACAUCCGACCGGGAGAAGACGACGCCUGUUCUCGAAAGAAGAAGGCAGACUUCAUCAAGGGGAACCACAAGUGCAAUGUGUGCUCCAGAACAUUCUUCUCUGAGAAUGGACUUCGUGAGCACGCUCAGACGCAUCGCGGCCCUGCCAAACACUACAUGUGUCCCAUAUGUGGCGAGCGUUUCCCCUCUCUGCUAACCCUCACUGAACACAAGGUGACCCAUAGUAAGAGCUUGGACACAGGAACUUGUCGAAUCUGUAAGAUGCCUCUUCAGAGCGAGGAGGAGUUCAUAGAGCAUUGCCAGAUGCACCCUGACCUCCGCAACUCCCUCACCGGCUUCCGCUGCGUCGUCUGCAUGCAGACCGUCACCUCCACCCUGGAGCUGAAGAUCCACGGCACCUUCCACAUGCAGAAGCUUUCCACCGGUUCUGGACUUGGAGGAGCUGGAGUGGGAGGUGGGAAUGGAGUAGGAGGAGGAGGGAACGGCUCAGCCUCUUCAUCCCCUAACGGGCAGCUGCAGCAGCAUAAGCUGUAUAAAUGCGCCUUCUGCCUAAAGGAGUUCAAGAACAAAGGGGAGCUGGUGAAGCUGGAUGUCAACGGCCUGCCUUAUGGACUCUGUGCUGGCUGCAUGAACAGGGGCACGAACGGCCAGAGCCCCAGCCAGGGAGGAGCUGUCACGCCAGGGGACACGCAGGGAGAGAAGGCCAUGGUCGGGCUGAGGUGUCCAGAGUGCGGGGUGAAGUUCGAGAGCCUUGAGGACUUGGAGAGUCAUGUCCAAACAGAUCACCCCGAGGUCAGCCCUGAAACCAGUGCAGCAGGAAAGAAGGCAGAGGCUUCACCUGCACCUAAGAGGAGGGCAUCAAUCACGAGUGCAAGCUGUGUAACCAGAUGUUUGAUUCACCUGCCAAGCUGCUUUGCCACCUGAUAGAGCACAGCUUUGAAGGCAUGGGAGGUACCUUCAAGUGUCCCGUCUGCUUCACAGUGUUUGUGCAGGCCAACAAGCUCCAGCAGCACAUUUUUGCCGUCCACGGCCAAGAAGACAAGAUCUACGACUGUUCCCAGUGUCCGCAGAAGUUCUUCUUUCAGACAGAACUACAGAACCACACACUGAGUCAGCACGCGCAGUGAGACCGAGGCCCGGCAGGAUCUCUCGGCUCAGCCGGGGCCCCCGACCCGGAGCCGGCAGGGGACUCCCAUCUCCACAUCACAGCCAAUCAAAGUGUCAUUUGCUACUCACAUGUAAAACUCUAACGAUCGCGCCACUGGGCGCGGCUAUUAGGAGCAGCGGGGGAAAGGAAUAUUAAUGGGAUAUGCUAUUAAAUAAAGAAAGGAAAAAGUGGGUGAGAGAAACGGUAAGAGCUAGAUGAAGGAAAGAGAGAAGUGAAAAAAGGUAUUGUACGUGCAGUAUUUUUUAUUGUCUCCCCCCCCCCCACCAGCUUCUUCCCUCCCUUUCUCCUUCCCUCUCCUCCCACCCAUUGCUCCCCAGGUCAGGCAUUUUAUUUUUUUUAACAAAUAGAAAAGAAAAAAAAGCAAGAACACCCUUUGUUUUGGGAUUUUUUUAAUAGAUUGUAGGAAAAAGCUUCACUUUCUCGUCCCCUCAGUUGCUUAUUGUAUUGAACUUCAUAGGUGCCAAUUUCUUUGAUUUUUCUUUCUGCCAUAUGCGCUUAUUUUCUUCGUUUUCAUUUUUGUACCUUUCAUUUCUCGCCGUAGGUACUUGUGCUGUGUUGUGGUUGUUUGUUUGCCAGUCGUAAUAUUCCUGAGUUUUUUCCCCCAACUCUCCUUUUUAUGAUUAUUGUUAUAUAUUUUUUCCUUUUUGUAAUUACUAUUAAAAAAAGACAUCAAACAAAAUAAAGUGCAGAAAAACCAUACAGAUGUUUCUUUUGUUUUGGAUUGGGUUUUCCAGUCUCUAUGGGGCCUAUAAUGGUUAUUGUAAAAAUGAAUAUCAUCGAUUUCAGUGCGUCUGGUCAAUGACUGCUUUUUAAAUGUGAAUUAACCAGAUUGCAAUAAUCUAGUACAGACAAAAAAGAUAAAACAAAUAAAUAAAUGACAAAUAAA